CGGCCGGUGCCUCCCCCUCAGCCAGAACACUGUUCUUAUUUUAUCUGCUCAUGUGCUGGACGGCACAGAUGUGUGUGAGAAUUACCAAAAUAUGGCGCUAUCGUUUUCAGCCAAUGGGGUGGGCGUUUGUAACAGGUUGCAGCUGGCGUCACUGCCGUGGCGGGCACGCGCAUUUAAGAAGUGGAAGAGAUUGAGGAGGCAUCGGGGUCGCGCAGAUCCAUUUGGCUGGCAAAUGCCGAUCAUUAUGGGGGACCAGGACCCCGCCACGGGAUGGACCCUGACCGACCGACCGACCGCUGCGGACAGCUCAUCCAGGAGUUUAAUACCGGGUUAAACACAUUUUGCGCGUCUAAUACUGAACGGACAUUCGGUGAGCUGCAGAGAAGGCGGCGUUUGCGGGGACUGAACCGGAGCCGCGGCUGGUUGGUGGGUUAACGGGAGGAAACUGGACAGACAGCAGUUUUCUCUUACUGGAUCCGGCUCCGAAUUUCGAGAACGAUGGAUGAAUUGUUGAUUACAAGCCGGUGUUGUCAGCCCAACCCAGUCACGGCAGGGUGGGUUCAACCGGAGUAAAAAUAAGUCGGCUCUUAUCUGUUGGCUUCUCCCUCACCGGGCGCCGAUGUCCACGUUCUGCCUAGACCUGCAGACGUCCGCCGUGGUUUCAGCACCACUGGAGCUGGACAGCGACUGCAUGGAGCCCCUGCCCUGCCCCGGCGCACAGGAGCCCGGCGGCGGCGGCCAGGGUCACCCGCUGCGGCAUGCCGGCUCCGGAGGCCUCGGCAUGGCCUUGGAGGAGGAACUGGCCAUGCUUACCGGGGAGCGGGACGACGAGGAGGAGCUGCCGGCCCAGGAGGCGCCUGCAGCGGGGCAGAAUGCAGACUUACUGUCGCUCUUCCGUCAAAAGGAAAAAGACCUGGUUUUAGCUGCUAAACUCGGCAAAGCGCUGCUAGAGAGAAACCAAGACUUGACCAAGCAAUAUGAGAAAAUGCACAAAGAUCUCAACGAGAAACUAGAGCACUUGGAGCAGGAGAAGCAUGAGUUGCGUCGGCGUUUGGAGAGUCGGGAGGGGGAGUGGGAGGGUCGUGUGGCCGAGCUGGAGACGGACGUCCAGCAGCUGCAGGGGGAACUGGAACGCCACCAGGUCCAGUUGAGAGACGCCGACAGGGACAAGACCAAGGCCAUCAGUGAGCUCUCCGAGCAGAACCAUAGACUGCUGGAGCAACUCAGUAGGGCUGCAGAGGUGGAGAGGCAGCUGUCCACUCAGGUCCAUUCAUUACGGGACGACUUCAGGGAGAAGAGCAUGUCUACAAGCCAGCACAUGACACGACUAGAGACUUUACAGGCUGAGCAAGGGCUAGAAAUUAAGAUGCUGUCGGAGAGAAAGAUGGAGCUGGAGCGUCGGGUGCACGCCAUGCUGGAGGAGAACGAGCUGCUACAGAACACAGUGGACGACCUCAGAGAGAGGACGCUGGUGUUGGAGAAACAGUGUCACGAGAAGGACCUACAGCUGAGGCAGAGCCAGCUGGAGCUCCAGGAGGUUCAGGUAUCCCACAGGCAGCUGACGGCUCGGUUGGACGAGCUGACGGAGGAGCACAGCCUCCAGAGCCUCACCCCCCACCCGUCCAGCCUGCUGUGUGAGAUCGAACAGAGCAUGGAGCAGGAGGAGCAGGAGCAGGAGAGGGAGCAGCUUCGGCUGCAGUUAUGGGAGGCCUACUGUGAGGUCCGCUCACUCUGCUCCCAUCUCCGAGGAAAUGACAUCACGGACUCAGCGCUGUCCACCGACUCUUCCAUGGACGAGUCCUCAGAGACGUCCUCAGCCAAGGAUGUGCCUACAGGGAGCCUCCAAGCCAGUCUGCUGGAGCUGAGGAGGCUCACACAGAAUCUGCUGGAUGGCAACGAGUCGACGGGCUCGAGGCGCAGUGAUGAGGAGGCUCUGGAGGAGCAGGUGAGGAAGCUGGGAGACGAGCUACGGGAAGUCAGAGAGCUGUACGAAGCUGAGCAGGACAAAACACACAACGGCGAAGAGGAGAUGCUGCAGCUGCACAAUCAGAUGGCGCUGCUCUCUGUAGAGAUGUGCUCUCUGAGGGAGGAGAACGAGCGAAUCAGGGCGAUGGCUGAAGUCCGAGAACCCAGCGAACAGCUCCAGAGCGCAAUCAGAGACAGAGAUGACGCCAUAGCCAAGAAGAAAGCGGUGGAAAUGGAGUUGGCCAAGUGUAAAAUAGACAUCAUGUCUCUGAACAGCCAGCUCCUGGACGCCAUCCAGCAGAAGCUCAACCUGUCGCAGCAGCUGGAGGCGUGGCAGGAUGAUAUGCACAGAGUGAUUGACCAGCAGCUGAUGGACAAGCACCAGGACGAGUGGCGUUCCUCCUUGUCAGGGUCUUCGAGGACCCACGGCAGUCAGUCCUCCAGGCGAGCUCACCGCAUCUCCGACCGGGACAAGAGACUUUUUUCUUUUUUCAAAAAGAACUGAGCCCUAUUGGACUGGCCCCGAGCACAGCAGACAGACAGAGACAGACGAGGUGAGGGUGAGGGUGAGGGUGAGGGAGUGACGACACACACCAGGGGAAACAACUCAGCCAAAGAUGGCCUGUGGCACGAACUGAGGUUUUUGUUGGGGGCUUAUUUUUGCACUUUAUCUGUCCCAUUCCUCUUCUCUUCACAGAUUAAUUGGUGACUGGUGACAAUGAGAGAUAGAAAUACAGGAAUAAGACGUCCACGUAGGCUUCAGCCCCUCUUUUAGAAAGCUAUCGGUUUUACAGAACGUGGACAGAGUCACAAAGUUUACCUCCAAAGAGGAAGGUUUCCUUGUAGUGCCUACGACCAUCUCUACUGCCCCACUGCCAGCUCUGUAGAGAGGGAACACUAUAACACUAAUUCUUUCCGUAUGCAUCCCAGUUAUCAGGCCAAGGGGAAGUACAGGUGGAUAUAUACAGUGAGGGGCACAGCAGGAUUGUGAGAAAGGACAGAGUAUGAUGAGCAUCCUCUGGGUAGGGAGCAUCAUUCUGGAGCCGACCCACCUGAUCUCUCAGGUUUAUUCAUUUGUCUGAGGAACAUGAGGCAGAAGGUGGACUUAUCAGGAUGGUAGAUAAACGUGUUUGUGUACUGUACGAUGAAACAAAUAUAUUUUCUUAUCAACAGCCAUGCACUUUUUGAUUUUAUACAUAUCAUCUUUUAAAGCCCGACACUCAAUGUGAGAAAAAGGACACCCGAUAAAAGGGUGCUCAGGCACUUUGAUAGAGUUAAAGGGGCUUAAUAUAGUAAUUAAAAUAUAUUUUUAUAUUAACAAUAGUUUAUAAAAACAUUACCCAGGGAUAAAGUCUACAGAUUAACUAUAGCUCCAAGUCCGAUAUAUGCAGCAUUGGUUGCAUUUAAUAGAUGCAACAAUGCCUGCAUGUAUUGUCCAAGUUGAUAAAUAGAUAAAUACAAUGUGAAACUGUAAUGCAAACACUCAUUUAGAAGAACAGAUCAUAAUCACUUGUUUCUGCAGUUACUUUCAUAUUUAUGGAGCCUUUUAAUGUCUCAACGUCAGUCAAAUGUUUUUUUGUUUUGUUUUGUUUUGUUUUUAACCAGCAACAGCAGCAGCUUCAAUAAACCAAAUGUAGAACAUGUGCAAAACAUUAAACAGCAAAAAGAUUGUAACUUCAGUAGCUGGUGCAUAUCAGUUAGAGACAGACUAAACCAAGCAAAAAGAAGAGUAAAUGUGAUCAAGUAGACAUAAAUAUUUAAAAAAUGUAAUUGUUUGUGGUUGUUUGAAAUCAGAAGAAAAAAAAUGCACAUGGUCCUUCUGCGAAAGAUUAAAUAAGAAUAUAAAUGAGCUGAAAGUGAAGCCACCUCCAAGCGUCUGAUUGAAUCUGAUCAGUGAUUGAUAAUUACAGCUGUCAAUCACACCUUUACCUCUCUGAAAACACCUGUGAUUAAACAAAAUCGUGGCGUCAUUUGGCAGAUUUUCACAGGUAAAAGUCUCAGACCGCUUGAAUUACAACAAUCUGAAAGAUAUUUAUGGAAUUACAACGAAUGAUGCUUACAACUGCAGCUGUGACAUAUAAACAGGCACUUCUUCUAGCAUUCAUUCACCUUAACUGUUUAUUACCCUGCUGCCCCCUAGUGGCCA
Messenger RNA from Sphaeramia orbicularis (orbiculate cardinalfish), 4111 nucleotides. It is a transcript of the gene bicdl1, whose product is annotated as BICD family like cargo adaptor 1. NCBI's taxonomy places the organism in Eukaryota, Metazoa, Chordata, Actinopteri, Kurtiformes, Apogonidae. The transcript is spliced from 11 exons. Gene Ontology annotation, biological process: Golgi to secretory granule transport; vesicle transport along microtubule. The record is from RefSeq and is a predicted model, not a curated record. The coding region runs from base 620 to 2470 and encodes 616 amino acids.